This is a messenger RNA of Lolium rigidum, 793 nucleotides long. Its product is annotated as 14 kDa zinc-binding protein. The record is from RefSeq and is a predicted model, not a curated record. The coding region runs from base 75 to 464 and encodes 129 amino acids. Lineage: Eukaryota; Viridiplantae; Streptophyta; Magnoliopsida; Poales; Poaceae. Gene Ontology annotation, cellular component: cytoplasm. The transcript is spliced from 5 exons. Gene Ontology annotation, molecular function: adenylylsulfatase activity. Gene Ontology annotation, biological process: sulfur compound metabolic process; purine ribonucleotide metabolic process.
UCUUUAUCUACGGAGCUCCGGCGGCGACCAGCACCACCGGGCGCUCGAGGAGUUGGAUCGUUCCCUCACCAACCAUGGCGUCGGAGAAAGAGGCGGCGCUCGCGGCCGUGCCCAACGACAACCCCACCAUAUUCGACAAGAUCAUUAAAAAGGAGAUACCUUCCGAUGUGGUGUAUGAAGAUGAGAAGGUUCUUGCUUUCAGAGACAUAAAUCCUCAAGCACCGAUCCAUAUUGUAAUCAUUCCCAAAGUCAAGGAUGGACUAAGUGGCCUUUCAAAGGCAGAAGAGAGGCACGUAGAGAUACUUGGCUUGCUCCUCUAUGCUGCAAAAGUUAUCGCAAAGCAGGAAGGACUGGAAGAUGGCUAUCGUAUCGUCAUCAACGAUGGCCCUAGUGGAUGCCAAUCUGUUUAUCACAUCCAUGUCCAUCUUCUUGGAGGCAGGCAGAUGAACUGGCCACCGGGCUAAGCAACGCCUGCUUGAUGAUCAGUCUUCAUGUCAAGGAUGUUAGUUGCAUCUCCCUUGAAUAAGAGUUCCUGUAACUGACAUAACAGACGGUGUGCUGAACUUGUGCUAUAUCCUACUAUAUCUAUGCAUUACCGGCACGAUCCUCCUGUGAUCUAUGGACUUGAACUUGGUCCUCUUAUUAUUGACGUGUGUUGUGUUCUUGUUAGUCUGGCACACCUGUGAACCUUGUUACCUGUCAGUGGAAAAGCCAAUGAACCUAGUGUUGUGUGCCUUUCUUUGGCAUGAUGAUCUAGAGAGAAUCAGUUGGUAUGAUUUUUUUUGGAUCCUUU